GGGUCAGUCAGUUAUAAUUUUGGCGGCGCGGAUGCAAAAAGUAUUGUACUUUUUGCAUUUUUCUCAGUCGAUCAAAGUUUUUCUUGUUCGAUUAUCUCUUUAGAGAAAUCGGGACGUUUGGAUAAUAUUUCGGUACAAAUAGUUCGGUCACCUUACUCAAGAAUCAACAGGUGGGAUUUCGUUGAAAUACCCCUGUUUCCCCGUUGUCACAUUCUGACUUAAGUUGGAGUCCAACAAAAAAGUCCGUUUUUCUGUGUUAGUGUCGUCCCCCGAUAUGGAUCACGAUGAUGACGAGGGAGUUGGUUUCAUCAGGCCCAGCCACUACCUCAAGAGCCCUACCAUAGCUGAACAACAAGCGAUGGCUUUGCUCCAGAUUCCCAAGAAAACUGACAGAGAAGGGAGCAUUUCUUCCAAUGUUAGUGAUAUGGAUAUUCCCAUCUAUUCCACCGAACAAUUGACCACUUCGUUGAAGAGGGAACCCCAUGGGUCUUUUAACUGGAAAUUGGGGUUAGCCAUUUUCGCAGGUGCUUUUGGCUCUUCAUUUCAACAUGGUUACAACACUGGAGUACUUAACAAUCCUCAAGCGGUCAUUGAAAAUUGGAUCAAGGAAUCCAUGCAUAAUCGAACUGGGGAAAUCCCGACUCAAGAAAACGUAACUUUUGUAUUUUCUUUGAUGACCGCUGUCUUCUGUAUUGGUGGAAUGAUUGGGGGAUCUACAACUGGUAUGAUCGCUGAUAGAUUUGGUCGCAAAGGAGGCUUAUUACUCAACAACAUCCUAGUAUUUUUAGCCAUUAUCUGCGAAGGAUGCUCUAAAUCGAUCUCCUCCUAUGAACUGAUCAUUCUUGGUCGUUUCUUCAUCGGUCUGAACUCUGGAUUAAAUGCUGGUCUAGCACCUAUGUAUCUAGCCGAAAUAUCGCCAAUAAAUCUCAGAGGAGCCGUAGGAACAGUAUACCAGUUGGUCAUCACCAUCUCCAUUCUCAUUGCACAAGUUCUUGGUUUGAAGGGUCUUUUGGGAACAGCUGAUCACUGGGUUACUUUGUUGCUGAUGACCGUUGUUCCAGCUAUUUUACAGUUAAUCACUCUUCCAUUCUGUCCUGAGUCACCCAAGUUCCUUCUUCUGGGUAAAGGAAACGAGCAUGCUGCCACAAGAGCUCUAACUUGGCUGAGAGGUACUUUCUCAGUUCACGAAGAGAUGGACGUAAUGAAAGCCGAAUACGAAGCUGUCAAAAUGAUUCCAAAAGUUACUGUUAGAGAGCUGGUUACAAACACUACACUAAGGAUUCCUCUGAUCAUCUCUUUGACCGUUAUGAUCGCCCAACAACUUUCUGGUAUCAAUGCGGUAAUGUUCUUCUCAAGUACCAUCUUCCAAAUGGCUGGUCUUAAAGGGGACAAUCCAACUUACGCCACAUUAGCUAUGGGAGGUGUUAACGUAUUUAUGACCAUCAUCUCACUCUUCUUGGUAGAAAGAGCUGGAAGAAAAACGUUGCUGCUAGUUGGUUUUGCUGGUAUGGCCAUCGACACCUUGUGUCUCACAAUCGGCAUGCAAUUUGUGAACAUUAGUUCCACUGCUGGCAUCUUCUGUGUUCUUUUCGUCUUGAUUUUCGUAGUGAUGUUCGCCAUUGGACCUGGAUCAAUCCCAUGGUUCUUAGUUUCUGAAUUGUUCAACCAAUCUGCUCGGCCCACAGCUACCUCUUUGGCCGUUUGCAUCAAUUGGACUGCUAACUUCAUCGUUGGUUUGGCAUUCUUGCCACUUGCGAACUUACUGGGUUCCUACGUUUUUGUGAUCUUCUUCGUUCUCCAAUCGUUGUUCCUGCUCUUCAUCUACAAAAAGGUUCCAGAAACGAAGAACAAGACUUUAGAAGAAAUUUCAGCCAUGUUCAGGCAACAAUCUUAUCAGUAGAUCAUACAACUUGUAUGAUCCUGUGUAAUCUGUGUAUAGUUGAACUAUUAUGAUUUACUGGAAAGCGUGUUUGACAUUGGAAACUUAGAUUUGGUUGUGCAGAACAUCUGGAAGUUUGUCAGAAAAAUAUAAUUUCAUAAGAUUCAUUUGUUGACUAUAUUAGAUCAAAAUAUUCACCUUUCUUGUUUAUAAACUUCCAUGUGCUUCCAGAUUGUAGUCAGUUUUGCUUUUAAUGUUUGAAAAACAUUUUUUGCUCUACAAAUCAAUCCUUUAGUUUCAACUAAAAUCAUUUUCCAUCAUUGUUAUUUACAUAAAAAGCAUGAGGAUGCUGUAUCGAAGAUUACAUAAUAUAUCAAGGAAUAUAUUAUAUGUUUUACUAAGUGAAGGCACAAAUUAGUGCCCUUUUUUAGACUAAGUAGUUUAAACAACUACAACUUUCUUUAAAAAUGCUCUCUAUAAGCUGGAAGCUCUCUAUAAACCCUUUCUUAGGUAAAUAUUAAUGCUCCAACUAUAUUUCUGUAAUAAAAAUCUCAUUAUUUGUAUAUAAAAUGUGAAAAUUGUGACUGAAAAACAAAAGUAUAUUAAACAAAUAAGAGGAAGCUGGUAGCACCUACCGGAAGUAUUUUUGUAGAUAAUUUUUGAUAGUUCAAAAGACUGCUUAACCAAAAUAGUUGUUUAUAGUUAGGUUAGUUUAGUUUUUAAGUAGUUUUCAGAAAUAAUUUAAAUACAGGAGGAAAUAAAACAUCAUUUGUUUGACGCUACUACCCUCCUAAAAUUUUUGGUAAUUUUGUCGAAUGAAGCAAUUAUUUCCCUCUUAUAUUUAAACUAUUACUACGUUGUCUGGAAGAUUAAAUUGCUUUUUGAAAUUGCUCUGCUGAGGCUUCAAUGCUGUUUCAUACAGCCAGUAGGAUCACAGGGUAUAAUAAUAUUUAUAUUUGUCAGUUAGGCUGUGCAAAACGAACAUAUGUAGAAAUCGUUAUGCCUGGUUGCACCAACAAAUCUUAAGUUUAAGACGUGCUUGAAGCUCAGCUUACGAAACAUACGCGUUACACCAUUAAGUCAUUGAUCAAUUUUAAGCUUGUCACAAUAGAUUGCCAUGUGGAUUGGAUCGAUAAGAAUUGAAAAUUAUGGUGCAAAGUACCUAAGGUAAAUUUAAAGCGGCCCUAUCUAUAAGCUGAGCUGGGCUAAGCUGGAGCUUAAGAUUUGUUGGUGCAACCAGGCAUUAGUUACUUAAAGAUCGCCAAAUAGCGAUAGCAUCGCUAGUUGUGAGUUUUUAUCGUUGCUAUCAAGCAUGUCCUCUCUUUUGUUUAAUGGUUGUUGUUAUCGUUAACUUAGGUGGAUAUUUUAAGGGGAACGUAGCUGUUUCCUGGAUUUAUCAGAUGCUCAUUAGGUUUUAGUGUAUUAUGUAUUUAACAGAGUGAAAGGCAGCUUUUGAUAUAUGUGUUGGAUGUAUACGAUAAUGUUUUGAUUGCAGUCUAGAUUCUAGUUCAGCGAUUUUAGUUUAACACAGAGACUUGUGGAGACGAUGUGAAUAUUUGCCAACAACAUUAAAAGGAGGAGAUAUAAUUUUUCCUCUAAGUACUGCAGAGUAUAUGAAGCAUACAUAACUGUUGGUUUUGGGCUUUACGAUGUAUAAAAAAUACCAUCUGAUACUUUUACGAUUGAAGCACACUGUGAUUCAAAAUGAGUCGACGUGAAACGGAUUUUAACUCGUUGUGAAACUGAUUUAGAUGUGAUGAAGAAUAUAUCAUAUAGCAAAGAUGUUAUAUUAAAGGAACCACAAACGAAAAAGGGGAAGACCACAGAUACGAUGGUGAGAUGACCUGAAGAAACACACUGGGUCAAAAUGGAUACAAAUUGCCCAAGAUAGAGAGGCAUGGAAGAAGGAAAAGGAUGGAUGUUUAGGGCUGAUUAGAUAGAUAGAUAGAGUUAUAUUAAACGCUCAUUAAACAAUAAGGGUGCAAAAGUGUUACGUAGAUACGGCCAAUAUGACGUUGAAAAGAGUCUGGAAAGCCCAGAAAAUCGGACAGCAAUAGUCUUUGUAGAAUAAAAACGUUUCUUUGUGUUACUCUGAAUGUCGUUGUGUUAUUUCAAAAGACAAUUAACUUUUAUGUACGUAUGUUGUUCUAAUUUUAUUCCAUUGAAUUUGAAAUUUGCAAAUUCAUUUGUACGAAUGACGUAGCGAAUUGUCAUUUGAAUUUGAGAUAUUUCCUGUUUUACAUACAAGCAGCAAUAAUAGGUUUAAAAGCUUGUAUAUCCAUUGACCGAAAUAGGUCAUGUAUUCAAAUGGUAAUUAUUGUUACUAUGGGAACACAAGUCAACAUUUUGGUAGAUUCAGAAAUUGUAUCUCAAAUUCUGAUGGCUAUUUUCAUAGACUGUUUUUAAAAUACUCUUUGAACAGAAUUUUUCCAACAGUCCAAUUUUGUAGUAUAUCGGCUUGAAAUCAUGUUUGGUUUUCUAUAUCUUACAACAAAGGUCUCUGUAAAGAAUUUUAAAUAAUUUUCUUUCAGUACUUUCAAGUUAAUAAUAACACAUAUUAUAUAGAUCCAUAUACAUGUAUUUUUUUAUUCUCUCGAAACUGUACCAAACAUUUUUUCCUACCCAUAUGCUACAAUUUGACAAGAAAACAAAAGAAUCUCAUUUUGAAAAUACAUUUUUCGACAUAUUUAAACACGAACAUAUCACCUUUUAUAAAUAUUUUUAUUUUUAUCAAAAAUAUAAUGACGUACUGAUUUAAACGUAUAAAAACAAAGCUUAUAUGAAACAUGUAUUUUCAACCAAGUUGUGUGUUUUGUUUUUGUUUCUUCUGUUUGUCCUUUAUUUAUUUAUUUAAUGUAUUAUAAUCCUUUUGCAAAUAUUAAUUGGGUUAGACACCGUUCAUCGAAAAAAUGUGACCUCAGGUAUUUAUUAAUUAAUAAACAAUUUCUACAUAUUUUUUAAACAAAAGAAUUUUAAAGAAAAUGUUUAAUACCAUCAAUACAACUUUACUCUUGUAUAAAAAAGAAAACAUUAUAUUUUUCGUACGACGAAUGACUUUAUAGCAAACACUGAUAAAUGCUGUAUUUUCAGCUAUGUCUUAAAUAAUAAACAAUAUCCAAUAUUUUUAUAUUAAAAUUUAUAUUAGAUCGUAUGAAAAUAGAAAUUAUUUAAUUUUUUUAGUCCCCUUUGCAGUUUUCUGCGAAUAAACCUUUUUUCGAUGAAUAAAAAUAACCUGAUUUUGUUUUUAAUGAAAGGGGAGCAUCUGUUGUACAGAUCUAGCAAACGAGUCAUAGUUAGAUUAUAUUAUUUAUUUAAAUAUUACAUGUUUUAUUUUGUCGACUUAGUUUGUAAACGCGUUGUAAAUAAUUUUCCCAUGUGUAUAGAUUUUUUUUGUGUUAAAAUGAUGUAGAUCAUUAUUUUUGUAUUUAGUGAAUGACAAAGGCAACAACAAUGACACUGUAAAUAUUUUUCGACACUGUUUUUUAUUACAAUGUUUAGAUAUUUUUUAGUAAAGAUGACAUAUUGUAAGUUUUAACCAACUUCUACGAUAUUUCUAGUGUUAUUGUUGGUUCUGUUGUAUUUGAAAACUUGUAUAUUAUUUAUGCUCUUCAGUAUGUUUUUUACGAUUCAUGCAAGCAAUUGUUUUACUAGUCAAAAAUGUAGAAUACGAAUCCAAUAAUACGUGGCAAAUAAUAAUUCUUGCUAUUUUAGUAAAAUGUAGAAUUGUUUUGAAAAAAUAGAAAAUGAUUAUUUAUUUAAUAAAAAAAGAUUUUCAUAAGAA
Diabrotica virgifera virgifera (western corn rootworm) is the source of this 5660-nucleotide messenger RNA. RefSeq names its product solute carrier family 2, facilitated glucose transporter member 1. The transcript has 9 exons. Bases 275 to 1900 code for a protein of 541 amino acids. NCBI's taxonomy places the organism in Eukaryota, Metazoa, Arthropoda, Insecta, Coleoptera, Chrysomelidae. Gene Ontology annotation, biological process: monosaccharide transmembrane transport. The record is from RefSeq and is a predicted model, not a curated record. Gene Ontology annotation, cellular component: membrane. Gene Ontology annotation, molecular function: hexose transmembrane transporter activity.